Molecule: messenger RNA, 2110 nt
Organism: Hypanus sabinus (Atlantic stingray)
Lineage: Eukaryota; Metazoa; Chordata; Chondrichthyes; Myliobatiformes; Dasyatidae
Product: linker for activation of T-cells family member 2-like
Exons: 13
Coding region: 150-761 (203 amino acids)
Biological process (GO): B cell activation; B cell receptor signaling pathway; calcium-mediated signaling
Cellular component (GO): plasma membrane
Source: RefSeq, a predicted model, not a curated record
GUGGUGCCGCAACUCCAGUAAAGCAGCGGAAACAGCAGCUUGAAGGGUUUUCAUUUCCCCUGCCUCCCUGUUCAGUCUCUGCUCUUCCCUCGAGCUCGGGAGUAGGAUGAACGGGCGCCGAGAGACCCCCUGAGGCCACAGGUAGAGGGAUGAACCAAGCAGAACUAUGGUGGGCUGUUGUCUCUGUCCUCUUCAUUUUUCCAUCUGGGAUCCUUGUCAUGCUCUGUAUGAGAUGUAGAAAAUCUAGGAGUCGCACUGUAAUCAGAGAAGAGACUAGAAGAAAAACCCAAAGUGUUCAGCUGAAUGAAGACAAGAAAGUCUUUGAAGUAGUGAGAUCAUUUACAGUGUCACGAACACAACAAAAACCACCAAGUCUGGAACCAGAGACUGAGAAAGUGCAUGCCUCAAAUGUUCGAUCUGAUUGUCAGGAUGAUUCAGCAAACUAUGAGAACUUAAAGAUUGAAAACCACCAUCAACUGGACCAGGACUACAUAAACCCUUUGGCUGAAGAUCAUUAUUGCAUUCCUCGGGAACAUCCCACAUCCACAGAUGAUGAUGAUACAAAUUCGUAUGAAAAUGUGCAGAUAAAUAACGGAGAGAGCCAGACUUCUGUUGACUCUACAGGGAGCUACGAGAACUGCGAAUAUGCGGUGAAGUGGAGGGCUCAGGAGGAAGCAAAUGGCAAGUUAGAUGAAAAUGAUGAUGAUGACGAUGAUGAUGAACCCGAUUAUGUCAACACUGUUCCCUGCCCUUCGCUGUAAAGCAGACAUAGAAAAACAGUAUUCCAGACAACGCCAGCUAUUGUCCUAUGAAUUCAGAUGGACUAUUUGAGGAGAGAAUUAUUCUGCAAACCUCUGGAGAAUUCCUUACAGCUACUCAGUACACAAAGCUGGUUUGUGUGUUUCAGUUCUGCUAAGAACACUUUCAAGUCUCAAAUGUCAUGGACAUUUAGCUACCAGGAAUCCAUUAAUUUAUUGCUGUAGGAGAAUCCUAUUCAGACGGUUCCCCAGACAAACCUGUUAAUUCCACUCCAUGUAAAAUCGUUUCCUCUGAAUUAUAAGAUCUCAAUACUGAUUCUUUGUACCUGCUCUGCUGUGUAUCAUUCAGUUGUCACCGGCAAACAUUUAGGGCUGACUUCAGUUCCCAUCGUGAUUGCUGCAAAAGACUUACCAUCAUUUCUCUUCGUCAGUUAGCUAUUAUAGGAUUUUAAAUUAUUGUAUCUAUUUUCAAAUUUAACAUUCAUGUAAAUUCUAAGCCAGUCUCAAACUUUCCUUAGACUUAAGUUUCUGAACUGUAUCAAGACACUGCUGAUGAAAAUUAUUUUGAUGUUGCAUUGUAUUAAACUGUGCUUUGUAGUAGGUCUUUCUGUACACCAGCCAAAUCUUGUGCACAGUUCCCUAGAAUUCAUGACAUAAUUCUAAUAUUUUAAGCUAUUAUGGAUCAUGUAGAAAAUGUUAUACUUCAUCAAGUGAUUGCCAUGUUAACUUUUGUUUAUACCUUCAAACUACAUAUUAAAUAACUAAGAGCUUUUGAUUGGAUGACUUGGUGGUCUAUUAGUGGGGUGAUUUAAACUUAAGAUGUUGCAGACACUCAGGCAAUCAACUUUGGGUCAUUUGUUCUUUCUAGCUGCAUCAGAACUGGCCAUUUGGAUAAGUCAACUGUCGGUGAUCUUGGCUUAGCUUUUCUCCCUUCAUUGUUAUCACCUGACCUGUUGGUCACAUCCAACAGGCCCAAUAUUAGCAACAAAUAAAAAAUAAAGCAACAUCAUAUACAUUGAUUGCCACAUUAACUCAUUUCUUUCCACCCUAUAACCUUUGUUCUACCCUUCCCUUCUACUAGAAACUAACCUGCUUUCUCUCUUUCACAGGUCUCACUCCUGAAAUCUUAAUAUUGUUCCUCUUUCCACAGAUGCUAUCUGUCCUGCUGAACAUUUCCAGCAUUUUCUGUCUUUAUUUCCUAUUUCCAGUAAUGCCAGUUUUUUGCUUCAUUUUUACUUAAGUAGCCAGCUUGGGUAAAGUGCUGUGACCUCAAAACAGAUCUUUUAUGUGUAAUGUAUGGCACACAAAAACAGGAGGUUGGAUUCAACAAAAUAAAGUAAACAGAGCUUUUA